Molecule: messenger RNA, 265 nt
Organism: Lymnaea stagnalis (great pond snail)
Lineage: Eukaryota; Metazoa; Mollusca; Gastropoda; Lymnaeidae
Source: the annotation of a GenBank genome assembly
AGAGUCACUGCCCUCCAACCACGACAACAUUCAAUCACAAACUUUUAUUUUACUCACCCAUCAAAGCCGGUGAUGUUUCCUGGAACUGGGAGACAUUCCUCGUGGGCAAACAUGGGCGUGUCAUCAAAAGAGCAGGCCCAACCAUAGACCCCGCCAGCCUAGCAGUGGACAUUGAAACGGAACUGACCCGCGUUUAAAACGUACUCGUUCCCCCCCCCCCCUUUUUUUCAAAAGAAUUGAAUAUAAAAAUACCCGGAUAUUAUAU